AGCUCGUUAAAGUUUGAUUAGAGGGUUUGGAGGGUUAAGAUGUUACAGAAUUACAGUUUCAAUCUGGCAACUCUGUUGGGAAAACUCACAGCAACCUGGCAACCUGGCGCGCAGAGAAACGUGGGCUGAGCGCUCGGCGACGCGCUCACACAGCCGGAGUUUCCACACACCAGAAAGUGAUCGCGGGUCAGAAACGGGCGCGCGAGCUUGGACCGAGAAGUGUUGCGGAUUAACCGAGUUUAACGCAUACAGGGAGGCUCACGCGGAGCCACGGAAACCCGGAACGGAAACCUCGGCGUGUCGGAGCGGUGAGCGAUGCGCUGGCACCAUGGCCAAAUGGUUCAAGGAGCACCUGGGAUUCAAGAGCGCCAAAGCCUCGCCGCCGGCGCCUCCGAGACCGGACUACCGGCACUGCCACGCGGCCGCCGCAGCAGCUUACCAACACGCGGGCACUGGCACCGGAGGCGCGAGCUACCCGAGCCCCGCGCAGCCGGAUAUCCUCGCCGCGUACAAACUCCAGAAAGAGCUGGACUUCGAGGACCCGUACGCGGCCGGCGCCAACACUCCUUUCUCGGGCGCAGCGCUCUCGGAGGUGAAGUACGUGUCCCCGAAACACCGGCUCAUCAAAGUGGAGACGCUGGAGAGGAGCUGCGCGAGCCCGAGUGCUGGCGGAGGCGGAGGCGGCGGCGGAGGUGGUGGUGGUGGCGGCGGUGGCAGCGCGAGCCAGGCAGCUGCAGGGAGCGCGAGAUCUCCCACAUCCCCACCCGCCGAGCACGAGACUAAGCAGGACAAGGUGAUCAUCCUGGAGGACUACGCGGACCCUUUCGAUGCUGCGGAUCAAGCAGGUGGCACCCAGAGCAGUGUGGAGAAGCCGGUGGAGAACGAUGGCUACAUGGAGCCGUACGAGGCUCAGAAGAUGAUGGCUGAGAUCCGAGGGAGUCGUGGUGUAAAGGACGGCCCAGCUCGGCAGCUUCCCUUGUACGACACCCCAUACGAGCCUGCGGAGAAUGGUGGGGAUUCGGACCCUCUAUGUUCACGCGAGAGCAGACUGCCUCAGGAUGAUGAGAGGCCGCCGGAGGAGUACGAUCAGCCCUGGGAGUGGAAGAAAGAACGCAUCUCGAAGGCCUUCGCAGUAGAGAUUAAAGUGAUAAAGGACCUCCCGUGGCCUCCUCCUGUUGGCCAGCUCAGCACUACGUCCCCCCUGGUGGAGGUGGUUGAGGCUCCUCCUGCUCCUCAGCAGGCGUCCCAGCUCUCACCUGGACAGAGCGCCUCAGGCUGUGAGCAGCACCACCAGGUCCAGUUCGAGGGGGUGGAGAAAGGCAGGAUGUCUCCGACGAAAGACGGGAAGUCGAGGCCACCCCAGCGCCACUCCAGCGGCUGCCUGGUCAACAUGAAGAUGAGUUCGGUGGAGCAGUGUAUGCCGACACUGGGCGAGCGCAUCGACCCCACCAUGCCACUGGAGAGCCAGUUCUGGUAUCACGGAGCAAUCAGUCGAACGGACGCUGAGUCAUUGCUGAGGUUGUGUAAAGAGGCCAGUUACCUAGUGAGAAACAGCGAGACCAGCAAGAACGACUUCUCCCUCUCUCUCAAGAGCAGCCAGGGUUUCAUGCAUAUGAAGCUGUCGCGAACCAAAGACAACAAGUACAUCCUGGGCCAGAACAGCUGUCUGUUCGACAGCGUGCCGGAGAUCAUCCACUUCUACUCCAGCCGCAAGCUGCCAAUCAAAGGAGCCGAGCACAUGUCCCUCCUGUACCCCGUGGCCAUCCGGACACUUUAGCCUCCAGUCUAGAAGUUGAUCGGUGAACAAACGGCGUGUAGAUGCCUGUUACAGAUGGAUUGAAUAUCCAUCAUCUGCAUUUACAGCAGCAUCUUAUAAUGUUUGAUGACUGAUAUGGUGUGUGUUAAGCCUUUGUGAAUGGCUGCUUGUACACAGUGCUACUGGAACACUCUCCAGCAGAGACUGGAAGACUUCAGAGGCUUUAAAAAAGCCCUCACCUUCCCACUGAUGGUGUCAAAUCUCAAGUCUUUUUUAAUUUACGCCGAGUCAUACCUUCAGCUCAGUGGAUUAUGGAGACCACACUGACCACACAAAGCAGACUAAUCUGUAAAUAAUAUGUUUUCCAGCAGCUCUAUUGCGCACCCUCAUCCCUUUCCGCUGACAUUUCCUGUUCAUGUGGACUUAAAACCCUGAGCUUUGGCCUGCACCCACACUUUGAUUGUUUGGUCUCAUGCAUACUGUAAUAAAAUCUCACGCAAACCAUUUGUGGACAUUUCUGAACUCCAGGAUGUCGUAUAAACUGCUGUUUUGUUAACACUAGUGAAUCGAUUGUGAUACCACAACUCAUUUGAACUUCCUGAAAGGAUUCUAGCAUGUGUUUUUGUCUUCAGUGUGAUAAGUUCCAAGAUGACAAAUUGGAGGAAAUUUUGUUUGUAUUUCUAUCAAAAUUAUGCUCUCUGAAAGAGAGUCAGCCUGAAUUAGCAGGAAAGAUUAGCGAGAGACUAAUGCCGUGUCCUAUAAAGUUGCUGUUCCCUACAAAGAGUAACAUACAUUAUGUAUAUUCUUCACCCUUUAGGAUACAUUGUUUAAACAUUAAAGUUGACAAACACCUACAUGACACCUACAUAAAUCUUUCAAGACAACAGACACAAACCCACAUAAGCAUUUAUGAAGACUUAGUGCAUCAGUUACUGUUUACAGGAACUGCUUUCUUCAGCAUAAUGUCAAGUUGACAUUACCUCCUUAUGUCAAGUGACAAAUUUUCAUUGACAUACAUUUGUGUUAUGACACUUUCUAGGCUGACGCACAUUAGAAUGUCAGGACAACUGACUUUGUAGCUCUUUUUGUAUGUCAGGUUCACAUGAUGGUGUUGCAUGUCAAACAUCAAAAUCAAACUCAUUUUAAAUUGUGACGAAAUAUACAUAACUCCAACAUAACAUUGUAAUGGCAUCAUCAUGAGUAUUCAUCAUAAUAAAUUAGAAGUUCAUUGAGCUAUAAAGUCAGUUGUCAUGAUGUUCUGUGUGAAUUUUAAUAACACAACCCUGUCAUUUGUCUUAGAGGUUAUGAAGAAAGCUUCUUUUUUUCAAAAGCCAUUAUAAAUGUUGUUUACAUGUUUGGGGGGGGGGGGCGCUGUAUGCCACCGUCCCCUCUUCGGAGGACUUUGUUAACACUUUAUAAAGUUCCUUUUUUGGACUGUUAAAGCUACCCCUAUUAGAGAGAGAGGAGAAAAAAAAAUUAAAUGGUUCCCCGAGUGGUGCAAGAGAAAAGCAUUCGCCCUCUUGUUCGGAGAUUAUGAGGUCGAAUCCCAUGAUGCCACAGCCAUCAGUGGCCAGGAGUCCGAGACAGCAAAAGUGGACAUGCUCUGUGAGUGGAAGGGAUGGCAUUCUCUGUCUCCCCGUCAUUCACAGCAGCACAUGUUAUUCAUGGGUGUCUGUAGGCUUACAUAUAUGGAAGAGGGCAGAUAACGUUUUCCGCCGAGUGUGUUACGCUGCCCUGUAAGGUUCGAAAAGAUUCAGCUCACAUGUCUCGGAGGAAGCAUGUUAGCCUUCCUCUCCCUGGUUUGUAGCUGUCGUAGGCAGCUAAUACAUGGGAGAAAAAUAAAUAUAUACAUAUUUCUACAUAUAUGUAAAAAUGUUUAUGCAGGUUUGUGUCAUGAAGGAUUUAUGUACUUGUAUAAUUACCACCCUUAAGUAAAGUGUUCACAGAUUACCGGAGUGUCUUUGUUAGCUCUAAAACUAUCUUUCCAUUCCAAUCUGAUCUUUGUACCAGUUGCACACAACAUACAAGUUGCAUUAAAAAAAUACAAGUGCAGAUUUAGUGCAUUUGAACAGAGCCAAAAAUUCAGAUAGUUCAGAUAAUAGGCAACGUAUUUGACUUGAGACUGAAUGCCCUAGUGUGGCUAAGUGAAGCGUGAAAAAGGAUGUUUCAGGCGUUUCAUAAAAAUGAGCCACUUUACAUUCAAUCCCCCCUCAGCUUAAGACUCUCGUGACUAGGGAGAAUGAAAUAUGUCUGCAUUGUCUACCUCAGAAAAUCAAUUUAAUUCCACCCAUCAGCCAAUCAAUAAGGUACAAUAAGAUUGCAGAUAUCGAUCCAGCUCCCUUUUCCUCUCGUCCAUUUCCACCAAAUUGUACCUUGGCUUUACAAAGAGGUUGUCUUGGUUAAGCUCAAUCAGAAGUUGGUUUCCUGUGCUCUUGUGCUCACCCACUUGUUUUUACGAUCAUUUGUAUGUAAAUGUUACUCUGUACUAGUACGUGAUGCCAGUGACAUCCUUUGGGUUCAUGCCUUAUACUGUAGAUGCAUGGUGAGGAAAAAUAAUCAGUCCACAUGUUAAACUGAUUUUUCUUUUUUUUUUUUUCCAAAAAACUUCUGCUUUAAAUGAAUGUUCUGUGACUGUAAUUUAUUAUAGAGUGAUUAUUAUAUAGCUGUGUUUUACUCGCAGACAAGGUGACUGAGACCCUUUUAUGUUCUCUCUGUUCAGUUCUUUGUGUGUGUGUGUGUGUGCGUGUGUGUGUGUGUGUGUGAGAGAGAGAGAGAGAGAGAGAGAGAGACUAUGAGUUUGUGUAUACAAAGCAAAGGGAUUAGCAUACUCAAAAAAAUUCUAUGGUGCUUGUGCGUAUGCUAUUGAUCUGUUUGUUUUCCACAUGAUGCCCUGUUACAGAUUUCUGUGUGUUGCGUAAACAUGAUGCACAGCCUGAUUGUGGUACAGACCAAAACCCGGAAUAUGCAAUGGUUUCUCCCGUCUUUGUGCUUUUGUUGCCUGAUUGUGAGCCUCUCAGCAGGCAAGUCUGCUUAUGAAAAGGCCUUAUUUAAUCAUCUUUAUUGCUGGGGAAGCGAAGCCUUGCAGGUCUUGGAAAUAACGAGGAGCCGAGAUGAAAGUCGCUAAUUAAACUCGUAAACCUUUAAACCCAUAAUGCGAACCAUUUUGAGUCGCAUACAGUGUCGAAUGCAUUUAGAUUUAGAUUUAGAACUGCUUGCAUCAUGAAGCUUGGAAAUAAUUUUUUUAAUGAUUACAAAAAAAAAAAAAACAGAUGCAGUGGUACAGCAAGACCUGUCAAAGGUUUGUGUCUCAAGUUCCCAUAAUUCUUAUGGGCUUGAUGAAGAGGGGAGGAAAAUACAUGCGCCUAUGUGUCUUGGAUUUUCUAGAUGUGUUUUUGUGUUGUUUUUAGAUUGAGUUCUCUGACUGUCUAAUCCAAACUUUAAAAAGGGACUGGAAGACUGUUGUUACAUUUACAUCGGAAGAAUUACUGCUUGAUUUUUGUUACAGCAAGACACUACAGGUGAAUAAAAUAUUAGAUAUCACAGUUAAUAUUUGCCACUUGGUUGCUGAUAUUCUUAAAAGUAUUUUUGUGUUGGAACUUAAAAAAUACAUUUAUUUAAAUGAGGUUUCAUCUAAUCAAAUAUGUCUAUCAAACAAUCUAGUUUUUGGAUUAUGUUCGAAUUAAAAUGUUUAUUUCACUAUGUAGAUUUUCUCUCAAGAGAAAGGCUUUUACAGAACAGUUUGUUGGAAUAUCAUUUCAUUAUUGUUUAUCCAAGAAAACACAGUGAGCUGUGAUGCAAAAGAAGCCACUUUUUCAGUAUAAAUGUAAUAUCUAAUGUAAAUCCAACAAUUAUCAUCAUCAACAUUUUGAGGAGUUCUUCAGUUUAUAAAUAGGGAAAAAAUGAAGAUAUAAAAUUUCAUUAAUGCAGUUCAUCCAGAAACUGAGAUUUUGGAUCCUGAAUAUAAGGGGAAAAAUUAUUUUCAGAAAAUCACUAAAAAUGUGUUUUAAAAAUACACUGGUUUAAUGUGUUUCCCCUCUAUUUAGUGUGAUUUAUAAGGUUUAAAAAUGACUUGUAUAUCACGUGACUUGGCAAAAACAUUCAUUAAUUUUUUUUGUUGAGUUUUAAUAUUUCUAUUAUUACAGUAGAAGGGAAAACCUUAAUGGAACUGAUCCAAAAAUCUGAAAAAUCGAACGACUGACUUGGCCAAAAGUGUCAUUUUUCACCUGUAGUGUCUUGCCUUAUUUUGAGGAUGUACAACGUUUGUAUCCAAGUGGCCUAUGUCGUAGUCGGGUUCCGAAUGUAUACUAACAGGAGGUUAUUUUUACAUAAAGUCUAAUCUGUUUUAAAAAAAUAAAAUAAAAAACAGAGUGUAUGACCGGCAUGUUCAGGUAUCAGAUGACACACAGGAUUGUAAAAUAAUUAUCAGAUGCUGGCAGAUGGGAGACAGGAAAAAAAAAGGUUUGUUGUGUGAUGGCAGGUCUGAGGAUGAAUAGCAGGAAGACAGGAUAAUGGGGGAUGGAGGAGGAGAGGAUGAUAAAGCCCUUCAUUCUGCUUCGUUGUGUCUGUUAGAGCAUCUCACUUUGUGUAGACAAGUGUUUUCUAGUAAGAUGUGUGUGUGUGUAGUUGUGUGCGUGAUGCUGACGCUUCCCUCAGCUCUAUUCAGAUGGAUGCGCUAUUCACCCAUGUGUGUUGUGUGUGUGUGUGUGUGUGCGCGCAUGUGCGUGUGUGUGUCCUCAACCAUACACUGUCGCCUCACCGGAAUCUAAUAUUUGUGUGUAAGUUAGUUUCCUCCUGUGUAUGCACUAAUAGAACAUAUCUGUACACUUUCAUGGCCAAAUGUAUAUACUGAAUGUAAUAAACGGGGAUGUGGAGGCCUUGAGGUUCAAGAAAUAAAGAGUUUAUGGGUCUGAA
This is a messenger RNA of Pangasianodon hypophthalmus (striped catfish), 6667 nucleotides long. RefSeq lists its product as uncharacterized. Lineage: Eukaryota; Metazoa; Chordata; Actinopteri; Siluriformes; Pangasiidae. The transcript has 7 exons. The record is from RefSeq and is a predicted model, not a curated record. Bases 329 to 1777 code for a protein of 482 amino acids. Gene Ontology annotation, molecular function: phosphotyrosine residue binding.